AUGGAGGAAACCUACCUGCUGAAUGUGGAAGGGGUCAAAAAGAAGAUUCUGCAUGGAGGCCAAGGGGAGCUGCCGAAGUUGCAGGAUGGGAGCAAGAUCACCUUCCACUUCCAGACGCUGAAGGAUGACUUUGAGCGGACAGUGAUCGACGACAGCCGGGAAGCUGGCAUCCCCAUGGAGAUCAUCGUGGGCAAGAUGUUCAAGCUGGAGAUCUGGGAGACGCUGCUCAGCUCCAUGAGAGCCGGGGAGGUGGCUGAGUUCUGGUGUGAUGCCAUCCACACAGGCAUGUACGCCCUGGUCUCCAGGGGCAUGCGGAGGAUCGCAGAGGGUCGGGACCCCCUGGAAGGGCAGAAGCACCGCUGUGGCAUGGGCAACAUGUUUGACUACCACAGCACAGGCUAUGAAGACCUGGACGAGCUGCAGCGAACACCACAGCCCCUCAUCUUCAUCAUGGAGUUGUUCAGGGUGGAGGAGCCCUCAGCGUACAAGCGUGACACCUGGGCCAUGAGCAAGGAGGAGAAGUUGGCGGCAGUGCCUGUGCUGCACAGCGAAGGCAACCGCCUCGUCCUCCGCAAGGAGUUUGGGCAGGCAGCGGCGAAGUACCAGGAGGCUGUCAUCUGCCUGAGGAACCUCCAGGCCAAGGAGAAACCAUGGGAGGAUGGCUGGCUGAAGCUGGAGAGCCUGGUCACACCAUUGGUCCUCAACUACUGCCAGUGCCAGCUGGAGCUGGGCGAGUACUACGAGGUGCUGGAGCACACGACGGAGCUCCUCCAGAAACACAACGACAACGCCAAGGCCUAUUUCAAGCGGGCAAAGGCCCACGCUGCUGUCUGGAAUGAGCGGGAGGCACGGGAAGACUUCCUGCGGGUGGCUCACCUGGACCCCUCCAUGGCGGCCGCCGUGAAGAAGGAGCUGAAGCAGCUGGGGGAGAGGAUGAGGAAGAAGCAUGUGGAGGAUCGGAAGCGCUACCAAGGGCUCUUCCAGCAGCCCCGGGGGCCACAGGCCAGUGAGGGGCAGCAGAGUGGGGAGGUGGGCAACGGGGCAAUGCUGCAGGAAGAGGCACUCCAGGGUGUGAGAGGGGGUGGCACGGACAGCAACCCGCACCGCUGCUAG
Charadrius vociferus (killdeer) is the source of this 1113-nucleotide messenger RNA. Its product is annotated as aryl-hydrocarbon-interacting protein-like 1. Bases 1 to 1113 code for a protein of 370 amino acids. The transcript has 7 exons. Gene Ontology annotation, molecular function: peptidyl-prolyl cis-trans isomerase activity; protein binding. The record is from RefSeq and is a predicted model, not a curated record. Lineage: Eukaryota; Metazoa; Chordata; Aves; Charadriiformes; Charadriidae.